AGAUACAGCGACUGCUGCUCCCGUUCCUUUGCGGUCAAAGGGAACCACAUGCCAUGGAUUUUUAUUGGACUGGUCAUUUACACCAUAUGCAUUACACCAACUGAUACGAUUGAUAUUAAUAGCCAGAGCUUCUCAAACAUGGACAAGGUAAAUAAAAAGAUAUGCUGUGCUUGUAUAAGGGAGGGGAGCUCUUUAACGACAAGGAGGGGGGGAGCUCCUUAACGACAAGGGAGAGGAUAAUGAAAACUUCACCCGCAGGACGUAGCCAAUGUGAGCUUGACUCAGGCUACCUUGCUGAACCCAUAGAUACUGCAUUAAAGAAAAUUGGUGAAUUAUGGUUGCCAGGAAAUUAACUGUUUCUUCCUGAGUUACAAAAAAGAAAUUUCAAGGCAGCAUUCUCAUCUUCCUCACAUGGGAACCCCCCCUCCCCCCUCCUCUCCUUAAAAUAUAUUUUGAGUCAUCAACACUCGUGAAAGGGAGAACUGUUGGAUUAGUCUUCUACGCAGCCUUUUUUGGUUGUAAUGCGACGCUCCCCCCUAAAGAGUGUCUACAAGAGAGGCUACUGGUAGAUUAAGUGUUGUCAAACCAAAAUUAAAGUUAUCCAAACGGGCAAUUAGAUCGACGGAAAAAAUAAUCAAACUCAGUCCUUCUUUAAGGUGAACACCUUUAGGUAGCCGGGUGCUAAAAAUGUCUGUCUGACUUCACGCUUUUGGCCAGGUGUGUCAUUUUGCAAGUCAAACACACGUAACAGGUAAAAUUUGAUGGACACAUCCCAAAUAUUAUGUUUUCCACACACCAACGAGGAGGAGAGCUAUAGAAAAUGCCCUUGUAUUUAAUAUUUUCUUACUUUUUGUCCAUCACUCGGAGCGACUGUGAAUCACUUAAAAUCUUGACUUCCUGUUUUGUAGAAAGAAAAAACAAGAGUGAUUGACGACAUCCUCGAAGCAACAUUUAAUCCCUCUGACGAUGAGAAACUGCAGUAUAGUGAAGAUUGGAAUAAGUUUCAACAGAAAAUGGGAGAGAUGAAUUCUAAUGCGAAAAAAACCGUUAAGAGACUCCGAUCAAUAGCUGACAGACUUGAUGAAGCGUGGUGGGAGUACAAGAUGAGUUAUGCCACUGGAACCUUUGUGUGUGUGGUAGGAGGAGUUCUAACAUUGACGAAUGAAAGUAUAUAUGCUAAGGGUUUUGGAAUUGCUGGAUUCUUAAUUAGCUAUAUCGCCAGUUCCAUAGACUAUACCAAACACUCAGAGGAUAACAAGGUGGCCGAGAAGCUCUUGAAGGAGACCAGAGACAACUUCAUCGCCGUGAGGAAAGAAAUCCAUCUUUGGAUAGCCAGAAAAAAGUAUUUCCGGAUAACGUACAUUUACGGCCAGGCUAUAGCCCAUAAGGUGGCUACACCUCAGGUUUUAAUGUUUCUUCGUGAGUGCAUUUUUGACUCCAAGGAAAUCCCCCCCAUGGUGAAAAAUAUGGCAACUCUUAUCGAAAAAUGGGUAUGGAAUUCUGGUGCGAAAGCCCCAUUUCAAGGCGUUGCGGAAGGAGCAGCAAAGAAUGGAGCACAAGUUGCUGAUGAUGCAGUCCAGGCCAGCUCAAAAACCAUAAUAGAGAAUUUGGCAAAGAAUGGAGCACAAGUUGCUGAUGAUGCAGUCCAAGCUAGCGAAAAAACCACAAUAGAGAAUUUGGCGAAGAAUGGAGCACAAGUUUCUGAUGAUGCAGUCCUGGUCAGUGCAGAAACCUCAGCACAGGAAGUGGUAAAGAAAGGAGCACAAUUUGCUGAUGAUGUAGUCCAAGCCGGCGCAAAAACCUCCACACAGGAAACAGCAAAGUAUGGAGCACAAUUUGCUGAUGAUGCAAUCCAAGCCUCCACACAGAAAAUGGCAAAUGGAAAAUGGCAAUCUCUUUAUGAUGCAAUCCAAAACAACGCAAAAGCCUCCACACAGAAUAUGGUAAAGAAUGGAGCACAAUUUGCUGAUGAUGUAGUCCAAGCCGGGGCAAAAACGUCCACACAGGAAAUGGCAAAGAAUGGAGCACAAUUUGCUGAUGAUGCAAUCCAAGCCGUGGCAAAAGCCUCAACACAGGAAGUGGCAAAGAAUGGAGCAAAAUUUGCUGAUGAUGCAAUUCAAGCCGGGGCAAAAGCCUCAACACAGGGAGUGGCAAAGAACGGAGCACAAGUUGCUGAUGACGUGGCUGAAGCAGGUUUAAAAACAGCUGGAAAUUUCCAGAAACUAAUUGCUGUUAUGGACACCGGCCUUUUAUUGAUGGAUACCAAAGAGCUGGUCUUCACGAUCAAGGAACUUGUUCGAAACAAAGGAUCUGAUGCGGCGAAAGAUCUGAGGGAAAAGGCCGAGGAGAUCGAGGAUGCUUUUAUACAGUAA
Molecule: messenger RNA, 2372 nt
Organism: Pocillopora meandrina
Lineage: Eukaryota; Metazoa; Cnidaria; Anthozoa; Scleractinia; Pocilloporidae
Source: the annotation of a GenBank genome assembly